CAUUCACUUCCCCAUUUGCUUCCAACGAUUCCAGGAUGAUGUCAUCCCACCUGCUCUCGACAAACUUGUGGCUGGGGCUGCAGCAACAUUGUUGUUUUCGCUUCACGGAGGUUCUGUUUCCUUGCAUAGAUAGAUACACUUGGAACGAUGUCUGUGCUGCGCGCAGCUCGCGAUACGAUGCCUGCUUAAGCUUGCGGGGGUGGGGGCCGAGUUGGAGUGGUAGUUCGGGAGAGUGAGUGUUGUUGGCAUGCAGGUGUUGUGAAUUGAGGAAUUGGAUACUGCAUGAGUGCAGCCAUGGCCGGUGUGCGUCUCGGCACGGCUCUACAGGUGGAAGCUCAUGUUUUACCGUCUGGGUCUUGUGCUUCCUGUGAGUUGCAUCAAGGCUCUGAAUCCAAGCUUAGAGUGUCGUCGCAGUUUUCAGCAGCGCCCAUCUCGGUGCAGAGCUCGUCUUCAUGGGGGAUGUCUCAAAAAUCCUCUUCCUGCCUGAGCUACGCAUCGUCGGAAUUCUGGGGCGCAGAUAAUGUGCAGCUAUCCUCACAAACAGGGAAUUCUACGAGCUGUUCUGACAUGGCCGGGGAAAAUAGAAGGAGGGCGAGCUCCAUUCGUGUCAUGUCUGUUGUAGAAAAGAAGGGUACUCCUGGUCGAUUCUACUUCAACGUCACUGGCUUCCCCUUCCCCUUGGGCCCCUUCCUGCAGAGACGCACCAUCAGGAAAGAGGUAGAGAAAGGCAGAAUAUGGACGUUUGAGCAGGAGCAGGCAUUGGGCUUCAGCAGUGUGGCUACCAAUACUCGCAUGACGGUAAUCAUGCUGAAAUCUGGAGGGUUGUGGGUUCACGCUCCGAUUGCACCCACGGAAGAAUGCAUCCAGCUUCUGAAAGAGUUGGAAGCGCCAGUGGAGUACAUUGUCCUGCCGACUUUCGCGUAUGAGCACAAGAUAUUCGUCGGACCUUUCUCGCGCAAAUUUCCUAAAGCUCAGGUCUGGGUGGCACCCCGACAAUGGAGCUGGCCUAUCAACCUCCCAGUGCAGCUCUUUGGCAUUUUUAAGCCCAAGACCCUACGUGAUGACGACUUCUCUGCUCCAUGGGCCGACGAAAUCGAUCAGAAAGUCCUCAGUUGCCCAGUCGGUAUUGGUCCAUAUGUGGAGGUGGCAUUUUUCCACAAAAAGUCCAAAACAUUGCUGGUGACAGAUGCGGUCAUUUAUGUUCCAGAAAAACCCCCGGAAGUGGUUGGUAAGCAAUCGCUUCUGGAUGCUGCAAAAAAUGGGCUGGCAGUGAGAAUCUUGAGUGCUGGCAAGGAAAUUCCCGACGAUCCAAUUGUUGAUGAUGAAGCCACCAGACAAAGAGGUUGGGAAAGAAUGGUAUUGCAGAUUUUGUUCCUCGGUCCGGCGGACUUGCUAGAGCCGCAGCAGAGCUUUGCAACCAUGUCGAAGAAGCUCAUCGUCUCUCCUAUAGUUAAAACACUUGUAUUUAGCAAAGAACCUGAGCGGGUCAAGGACUGGGUAAACCGUAUUAUAAAAGACUGGAAAUUCAAGUCCAUCAUUCCUUGCCAUUUCUCAGCUCCAAUACCUGCAGAUGGACGUGACUUGAGGAUUGCCUUCAACUUCCUUGAUGAACUUUUACCAGAGGUGGAGAACAAGUCACCCGCGUUUGGCUUUUCUCUCGCCACAAUUUUCAGCAAAGCAUCAUCUUUUUUCCCUGACGCUGACAUGAAAACCCUCUUUUCUCUUGACGAGUUUUUAGUUUCUGUUGGAGCAGUUCGAAAAACCGUGUCAGGAAAGGCUAGGCGAUAGAAACAGACGCUGUCACAUUCAGGCCCACAGUUCACGGAUUUAUUUGUAUUCCAGUAUUGUUUCUUUUUCUUUUUUCUUAUCCUCUCUCCUCUGUGAAGGGGGAGCGAAGUGACCUUGUUUAGUAGAUACACUGAUUGCCCAUACUUAUUCCCUCUUCAGAAAUGGCUUUGAAUUUUUGCUGCAACGAGGUCUGGAUUCAAGGAUGCAACUAGCACACCAUUCGCAAAAGCAAAACGAAGUCUAAAACUGUAUCAAGUUUGAAUAUCUCGGUACACUUUCGAGUGUUAAAUCAUGAAAUUUAUGAGAGGUAGUGUCCAAAAUGGUAGUACAGAGAAUGUAAUGAGGCCGGGUCUUGCCAACUCAAAAACGAAAGGCCACUCUAAAUAGUGCAGAAAGGUUUUAGAGCACAGGAGAAAGUUGAAUUCAAUGGUUGUACACUUCAAAAAAGUUGCAUGAAUGAAUGAAUUUUACUA
Molecule: messenger RNA, 2261 nt
Organism: Physcomitrium patens
Lineage: Eukaryota; Viridiplantae; Streptophyta; Bryopsida; Funariales; Funariaceae
Source: RefSeq, a predicted model, not a curated record